Molecule: messenger RNA, 823 nt
Organism: Acanthisitta chloris (rifleman)
Lineage: Eukaryota; Metazoa; Chordata; Aves; Passeriformes; Acanthisittidae
Product: lipopolysaccharide-responsive and beige-like anchor protein
Exons: 6
Biological process (GO): intracellular protein localization
Cellular component (GO): cytosol; membrane
Molecular function (GO): protein kinase binding
Source: RefSeq, a predicted model, not a curated record
GCGUUAGAAAGUGAGUUUGUUUCCUGCCAACUUCACCAGUGGAUUGAUCUGAUUUUUGGCUACAAACAGCAAGGGCCAGAGGCUGUCAGGUCCCUGAAUGUAUUCUACUACUUGACUUAUGAAGGAGCUGUUAAUUUAAGUUCAAUAACGGAUUCUGUAUUGAGAGAGGCUGUUGAAGCUCAAAUCCGAAGUUUUGGACAGACUCCUUCCCAACUGCUCAUAGAACCACAUCCUCCAAGAAGUUCUGCCAUGCAGGUGAGUCCCUUGAUGUUCACAGAACAAGCUCAACAGGAUGUUAUCAUGGUCCUAAAGUUCCCGUCCAACUCCCCAGUCACUCAUGUAGCAGCUAACACCCAGCCUGGUCUGGCCACUCCUGCUGUGAUCACCGUCACUGCAAACAGGCUCUUUGCUGUAAACAAGUGGCACAAUCUCCCUGCUCAUCAAGGUGCUGUACAGGACCAGCCUUACCAGCUGCCAGUGGAAAUCGAUCCUCUCAUAGCCAGCAAUACAGGGAUGCACAGAAGGCAAAUCACUGACCUUUUAGACCAAAGCAUUCAGGUACAUUCCCAGUGUUUUGUCAUCACCUCUGAUAAUCGUUACAUCCUGGUCUGUGGCUUCUGGGACAAGAGUUUCCGAGUUUAUUCUACUGACUCAGGUAAACUGAUCCAAGUAGUCUUUGGCCACUGGGAUGUUGUGACCUGCCUCACUCGUUCUGAGUCCUAUAUUGGAGGGAAUUGUUACAUCCUCUCAGGAUCUCGUGAUGCGACGUUGCUGCUCUGGUACUGGAAUGGCAAAACCAAUAUCAUUGGGGAUAACCCAAGAG